This is a messenger RNA of Solea senegalensis (Senegalese sole), 2025 nucleotides long. RefSeq names its product CCZ1 homolog, vacuolar protein trafficking and biogenesis associated (gene ccz1). The transcript has 17 exons. NCBI's taxonomy places the organism in Eukaryota, Metazoa, Chordata, Actinopteri, Pleuronectiformes, Soleidae. Bases 215 to 1657 code for a protein of 480 amino acids. Gene Ontology annotation, cellular component: intracellular membrane-bounded organelle; Mon1-Ccz1 complex. Gene Ontology annotation, biological process: vesicle-mediated transport. The record is from RefSeq and is a predicted model, not a curated record.
CUUGUUACACCGCACUGUCUAAAUCAGGAAGUUAAGGAUGUAAAGUAUGCGGCGUCUCUUCUCGUUGAUCGCAUUUCUUCGUUAUUUUUUAUUUUUAUUUACGCAUUUUGCCACGACAAGCCCCGUGACGUGUUAGCGGAGUUUCCUGGCAGGAACACGGCAUGCUAACCAAACUGUCCUUGGACCAAAGGAAAUCCAGACACAAGUUACACUAAUGCUGAUGAUAAGUCCCAGAAUGGCUUCAGGAAUGCAAGAGAAACAUUACACGCCAUGUCUGCUUAAUUUUUUCAUCUACAAUCCUACAUUUGGACCGCGAGAAGGAGAGGAGGAGAAAAAGAUUUUAUUCUACCACCCCAGUGAUGUUGAGAAGAACGAGAAGAUCCGAAAUGUCGGCCUCUGUGAAGCCAUUGUACAGUUUACCAGAACAUUCUGUCCGACCAAACCGGCAGAAUCCUUGCACACACAGAAGAACCGUCAGUUUUUCUUUGAGCCCGAGGACAAUUUCUGGAUAGUCAUGGUGGUUCGGAACCCAAUGAUAGAAAAACCAAACAAAGACGGUAAACCCCCCACAGUAGAAUAUCAGGAGGAGGAAGUACUUGACACUGUUUACGGUGCAGUUGUAAGACAAUGCUACAGUAUGUACAAGCUCUUCAAUGGCACGUUUGGCAGAGCAAUGGAAGCCGGCGGAGUGGAGCUGCUCAUUCAGAAGCUGGAAAAGUUCUUUUACAGGUAUCUGCAGACUCUCCACUUGCAGUCCUGCGACCUGCUGGAUGUGUUUGGGGGCAUCAGCUUCUUCCCACUGGAUAAGAUGACCUACCUGAAGAUCCAAUCCUUUGUCAACAGAGUGGAGGAGAGUCUCAGCCUGAUCAAAUACACGGCCUUCCUCUACAACGACCAGCUUAUCUGGAGUGGCCUGGAACAAGAGGACAUGCGUAUCCUGUACAAGUACCUGACCACUUCACUGUUCCCCAGACAUUCUGAACCAGAGUUGGCCGGCAGGGACUCUCCUCUGAGACCAGAGGUUGCCGGGAAUUUGUUGCACUAUGGAAGGUUUCUGACGGGACCGAACAACCUCAAAGAUCCUGAGGCCAAAUUCAGAUUUCCCAAAAUCUUUGUCAGCACACAAGACGGCUACGAGGAGCUGCAUCUGAUAGUUUAUAAGGCGAUGAGCGCCGCCGCUUGUUUUAUGAUCAGUGCGUCUGUGGAGAUGACGAGAGACUUCUGUGAGCAGCUGGACGGUUUGGUGGGACCUCAGCUCACGCUGCUGGCGUCUGACAUAUGUGAACAGUUCACCGUUAACCGCAGGAUAUCUGGGCCAGAGAAGGAGCCUCAGUUUAAGUUCAUCUACUUCAACCACAUGAACCUGGCGGAGAAGAGCACCAUCCACAUGAGGAAGACGGCCAGCGUCUGUCUCACCUCCGUCCAUCCAGACCUCAUGAAGAUCCUGGGAGACAUCAACUCUGACUUUGCCAGGGUUGAUGAAGAUGAAGAGAUUAUUGUCAAAGCGAUGACAGAUUACUGGGUCGUUGGUAAGAAGUCUGACCAGAGAGAACUGUACGUGAUCCUGAAUCAGAAGAACGCCAAUCUGAUCGAAGUCAACGAGGAGGUUAAGAAGCUUUGUGCAACGCAGUUCAACAACAUUUUUUUCCUGGACUGAAGAAGCAGAGACUUUUCCACUGUCGGUGAUAUCAUCAGCGUAAUGCAAUAAAAAAAGAAAAGAAAAAAGCAUUAUGAAGUUUUUUUAAUUUAAUCUACAAAAUAUCCUUUUGUAAUUAUAUGUAAUUAUGUUUUUUUGUUGUACAUACAUGUUUAUUUGGAUUUCUUUCUUUCUAAUAAAAAAAAUGUAUUCAUGCAUUUUUUUUAAUGAUCGCGUUAAUUUAAAAAAACUGACAUUUUUUAAAAGUUCUCUCGAUUCUUGGUCGUCGGCACGGCAUUGGUUUUCAAGAUGUCAUUAUGUCUUAAGUAUUAUGUUUGUAAAAAAUUAAUAAACAACUAACUUUAAAUAAAUUAUAAGAAUGAAUUUUA